Paramuricea clavata is the source of this 1077-nucleotide messenger RNA. Lineage: Eukaryota; Metazoa; Cnidaria; Anthozoa; Malacalcyonacea; Plexauridae. The record is from the annotation of a GenBank genome assembly.
AUGGCAGGAAAUAGUUUGCAAGAGUUUCGUGAACAACUUACCCUUGCUUACUUAUCAGAUGUAAUUGAUAUUGAAGAUUUUGUUUAUCUUUAUCAAACAAACCAAUCGCGAGAAAUUUUUCCAUAUUGGAAAUUUGACAAGUUUGAUUUUGAAAGUUGGGAUGAUACUGAAUGUCAUAAAGAGUUGCGAUUCAGGAAAAGUGAUAUCCCGAAACUACUUAACUGUCUUGGCAUUCCUGAUAAAAUAAUUUGCUGUCAGAGAACAUCUUGUAGUGGCUUGGAAGGUCUAUGCAUCCUUCUGAAAAGACUGGCCUACCCAUGUCGCUACACUGACAUGGUUAGCAGGUUUGGCCGUAACCCAACUGAAAUUUGCCUAAUCUUCAACCGAAUGCUUAGCAUUGUGUUUAAUGCACAUCAUCAUCGGCUUGAAAGCUUUGAGCAACCUUUCUUAUCUCCUGAAAACCUUGGCAGGUAUGCUGAUAGCAUACAUGCUCAUGGUGCACCGCUUCAAAACUGUUUUGGUUUCAUUGAUGGAACAGUUCGGAGAAUUACCAGACCAAACCAGAAUCAACGAACCAUGUACAAUGGUUACAAAAGGGAUCAUGCGAUGAAAUUUCAAAGUGUUGUUGUGCCUGAUGGAUUGAUUGCCAAUCUUUCUGGCCCGUAUGAAGGGAAACGGCAUGACAGCACAAUGUUAUAUCAAUCAGGGCUUUUACCAUUAUUAGAGCAGCAUGCAUUUUACAAUGGUGUGCCACUCUCUCUUUAUGGUGACCCAGCAUAUCCACUUGGUAUACAUCUGCAAGGUCCAUUCAAAGAUCGGCAACCUACCCCAGAAAUGGAAUUGUUCAACAAGGCAAUGAGCUCAGUCCGGGUGUCUGUUGAAUGGAUGUUUGGCAGCAUUUGCAAUUAUUUUGCAUUCAUUGAUAUGAAAAAACAACAAAAAAUUAACUUGAGUGCAGUUGGCAAAUUUUACACUGUUUCUGCAUUGCUUCAAAAUGCCCAUACAUGCUUAUAUGGAAACAUUGUGGCCCAUUUUUUUGAACUGUCACCUCCCACUUUGGAGCAUUAUUUCUCGUGA